AUGGCCAUCGACGAGAAGAUCAAGCGAUACCUCGACGUCGUCACGAGCGACAAAUCCAAGAUUCUCGAACUGAGCUAUGACGGCAAGGUUUUGGAGCCAGGCCAAUACGUUCCUCGCUCAGAUGCCAAACUUUCUCCGACGCUGGCACUUACGGUCCCUUCCCGUGCGGCGACAUACAUGGUGAUUUGCAUCGAUCUCGACGGUCCGUAUCCGAGCUUCAACAUGCUUUCGCCCAUCCUGCACUGGAUUCAGCCGGGCUUCAAAGCUCCCGCUGAGUCAAAUGUCUUGACCUCGAGUGCCCCAUUUGUUGCAAACUACGUCGGUCCAGGUCCGCCACCGGGCAGUUCACCUCAUCGAUAUGUCUUCCUACUCUACGAGCAGCCCGGAGGAUUCGAUGCCACCAAGCAUGCACCUCCUGGCGGGAAGGAAUAUAGCAAUGUGGCUCGAAUGCGGUUUGCGCUGGAUGAUUGGGAGAACAAGGCCAACUUGGGCAGCCCGAUAGCGGUGAACUACUUUGUCAGUAAUUAG
Messenger RNA from Cladophialophora yegresii CBS 114405, 528 nucleotides. RefSeq lists its product as uncharacterized. Gene Ontology annotation, molecular function: phospholipid binding; peptidase inhibitor activity. The transcript has 2 exons. Gene Ontology annotation, biological process: regulation of Ras protein signal transduction; regulation of proteolysis. Lineage: Eukaryota; Fungi; Ascomycota; Eurotiomycetes; Chaetothyriales; Herpotrichiellaceae. The coding region runs from base 1 to 528 and encodes 175 amino acids. The record is from RefSeq and is a predicted model, not a curated record.